AUGCAUUCGUUGGGAUCUAGCGAAGAUCUCGACUUCGCAAGCAAACUAUCUGGUGAGAUUGACAAGUUACUUGAAGUAAGCUCAGAUCCUCACGAAGAUGAUAAAAUUUUUAAAGUUCAAUAUGAAGAACUACACAUGUUUUCUACGAGUGAAGGUAUUAUAAUUAAUAUAACUAAUGAAUCUGAAGAUAUGCAAUUAGAUUUUGAUAAUAAAUUUGAAUCUAAUGAACUUGAAUUAUUAUUAUCUAAUAAUGAAUAUGAACCUAAAAUAUUAUCAUCUGAUAUUGAAUCAAAUUCAAAAUUAGAAAAAAUACUUGAAACUAAUAAUGAACCUGAAAUAUUAUCAUUUGAUAUUGAAUCAAAUUCAGAAUUAGAAGAAAUACUUAAAACUAAUAAUGAACCUGAAAUGUUAUUAUCUAAUAUUGAAUCAAAUUCAGAAUUAGAAGAAAUACUUAAAACUAAUAAUGAACCUGAAUUAUCAUCUGAUGUCAAAUCAAAUUCAGAAUUAGAAGAAAUACUUGAAAAUAAUAAUGAUUUUAUAGAAUAUUUUUCAGAUGAUUCUGGUAAUAUUUAA
This is a messenger RNA of Dentiscutata erythropus, 573 nucleotides long. Lineage: Eukaryota; Fungi; Glomeromycota; Glomeromycetes; Diversisporales; Gigasporaceae. The record is from the annotation of a GenBank genome assembly.